Mizuhopecten yessoensis (Yesso scallop) is the source of this 2123-nucleotide messenger RNA. Its product is annotated as glycerol kinase 2-like. Gene Ontology annotation, biological process: triglyceride metabolic process; glycerol metabolic process; glycerol-3-phosphate biosynthetic process. The transcript is spliced from 15 exons. The coding region runs from base 7 to 1413 and encodes 468 amino acids. Gene Ontology annotation, molecular function: glycerol kinase activity. The record is from RefSeq and is a predicted model, not a curated record. Lineage: Eukaryota; Metazoa; Mollusca; Bivalvia; Pectinida; Pectinidae. Gene Ontology annotation, cellular component: mitochondrion.
GCAGAAAUGGAUGCCAUAUGGUUGAUUGAAUCUACACGUGAAUGUAUGGCGAAAACUGCUGAAAAGCUCUAUGCUAUGGGCAUAUAUAUCAAAGAUAUUAAGUGUAUCGGUAUUACCAAUCAAAUGCUGACUAUUAUAUUUUGGGACAAAGUCACAGGAAAACCCCUGUGUAAUGCUAUAGUUUAUUCGGAUGCAAGGGCCCACGAUAGACAUCAAGAACUAGAAAGACAGAUGACCAAAGACGAUCGUUUGAAGUAUCAAAAAGAAAGUGGUAUGCCAUUCACCUCCAUAUUCCUACCGGUAAAGUUGCCAUGGAUACUAGAGAACAACCCCGUAGUUAAGGAAGUCUUAAAUCAAGGGAGACUACUAACAGGGACAGUCAACACGUGGAUACUCUGGACGCUGACUGGGGGUCCCAAUGGCGGCAGCUACAUGACUGACGUCACCAAUGCCUGUCACACAGGAUUAAUGAACGUCUACACCCUCACAUGGGAUGCCAAUACUUGCAGUAAAUUCAACAUUCCGAUGUCAAUUCUGCCAGAUAUUCACAGUACUUCGGAGCUAUACGGCUACGUCAAGGAAGGACCCUUCCAGGGACUUCCUCUGUCUGGGAUGCUUGGUGACCAACCGGCUGCGACGACUGGCCAGCUGUGUUUUAAACAAGGGGAGUCAAAAUGCACAUAUGGCACCGUUGCGUCACUGAACAUCAAUACGGGAACAACGGUCGUUACAUCAGGUCAUGGACUGCUUACCAGCCCUUUGUACCAGUUAGGGAAGAGGAGUCCUGCCGUCUAUAUGCUGGAGGGAGUGGUGGCGUCCUGUGGAAAUGUCGUUAAGUGGAUCAGGGACAAUCUAGGAAUGAUCACGAAAGCAUCUGAAAUAGAAGAACUAGCCUGCACUGUAGAGGAUACAGACGACUGUUAUUUCGUGCCUGCUCUUGAGGGUUUCUUCUGCCCCUACUGGACGGAUGAUGCUAGAGGCGUUAUUUGCGGUCUCAAUAUGAAUACUACCAAGGCACAUAUAUGUCGAGCAGCGUUGGAAUCAAUCUGUUUUCAGGUCAGAAAGUUAUUAGAAAUUGCCGCAGACGAAAGUGGGUUUCCGAUACCUUCCCUCAAGGCAGACGGAGGAAUGGUAGUUAAUACGUUUUUUAUGCAGAUGCAGGCUGAUAUCCUAGGAGAAAAUGUAGUACGUCCGGCUAUGAAAGAAACGACCUCAUUUGGGGCCGCAUUAAUGGCAGGAGCGGCUGAUGGUAUGGACGUAUUCCGGAUAACGGAGGAUCGCCUUGGUCUCGAAGUAGAGUUCCCACAAAAAUAUGAUGUAUUUGAAAAGUCUAUUUCUGCAGAAGUUCUAGAAAAGAAGCUAAAACGAUGGGAAAAGGCUGUCCAAAAAUCAUUUGAUUGGAUGAAGGAAUGACUCAAACAACUUAAAAUUCUCUUUUUUUUAAUGUAAUUAGCGAAUGUCGUUUCUUAAGGGAUUCAAAUAAUCAACCAUUACGACGUGGCUUUAUUGGAGGUUUAGCGUCAGUCUUAGGCUGGCUUUAUUGGAGGUUUAGCGUCAGUCUUAGGCUGGCUUUUAUUUUUGGAGGGACUUUGUUAAUUCUGUAACGUUUGACAAGGGAAACCGCAUAACAGUUAUGACAAAAAACUAAGGUUUUUAUUGUUCUCUAUUUCCAUUUUUAAUUUAUCAAAUCACUUCAAAUGCAAAAUCUUGUUUCAUGGUGGCAGGUUUUAUAUAGUCGAAAAUUAAAUGAAUGGGAGGACACCAAUUUGUAUGUUACCAAUGCAUUUUAAUUACAUAUUACAUAAAUUGAACACAAACGAAAAAUAAGCAUCAAAUUAAUUUUCAGACAAAAAAGAAAUUACUUUCCUGGGAGUCCGGAAAUUAUUUACAGUGAAAGGAAACGCAUCUUUACUUAUCAUGUACCUACUUGAGCUUACCUGAGUUUUGUUUAAACAUUCCAUUCAUGAUAGUUUACUUCGUUUAUUUGCCGUUUACUAUUUCCUUUGUAGAGAGAGAGAGAGCAAGAGAGAGAGAGAGAGAGAGAGAGAGAGAGAGAGAGAGAGAUUGUGUAUUUUACGUUUUAUUUCUUUAAUGUUUCUGUUGUGUUGUGAAUAAAGUGUACA